Molecule: messenger RNA, 1576 nt
Organism: Ricinus communis (castor bean)
Lineage: Eukaryota; Viridiplantae; Streptophyta; Magnoliopsida; Malpighiales; Euphorbiaceae
Product: transmembrane protein 45B
Exons: 5
Coding region: 340-1176 (278 amino acids)
Source: RefSeq, a predicted model, not a curated record
ACUUGUAGAAAUGAUUCCUUCAUCAUUAAAUUUAUUUUUUGUUAUAAAUUUAUUUGCUCAUUGCUCAUCUGUAAAAGGAAAAGUCUGAUGUCUCUCUUUUUCGUGUUCAAAAUUGGAGUUCUCUCACACUCACAUAUAGCUUUUUUGCCUUUCUAUGUAAUUAUGCUCUCCCAUCAUCAACACCUUUCCUGAAAACAAUCAUCUUUAUCAUAAUUCUUCCAUGUCUGUUUGUUUCCUCGGACAAAAUAAAAAUCUGAUCAAGCCCUUUGUUUAUAUUGAUUUCCCCAUGCUGCAAUGUUCGCUGAUUGAAUCAACAAGUAGCAAUUACUGUGGAAUAGGAUGGGUUCAUUCAAGGGUCAUGCUCUACCAGGAUCAUUAUUUUUGUUGGUUGGAAUGUGGCACAUAUGGUGCUCUUUGGUUAGAUAUGUUUCAAACCCAAAGGCUUUUCGGGUUCGGGUAUGGAACCCUGUUCCUGGUUUUGAUGGGAAGCUCAAAUACUUGGAGCUUUAUCUUGUGGCAGUUGGUGCCUUCAUUGAUUUGUGUAUUGAGCUCUUGUAUUCUACCCACCUUAAGUUUUUUGUCGAUGGAGUCUUGAAUCCUUCUCACAUGAAUGAUUUUGAGCACUCCGGGAUGCUUCUCAUGUUCUUUAUAUUUGGCGUUGUCUCUUUGCUCUCUGAGAAAACGAGGUUUCUACCCUUGCCAGAAGGAGCCCUUUGUUUGGUUGCUGCCACUGCAUUUUGUGCAGAGUAUUUACUGUUUUACUUUCACUCAACAACCCAUAAGGGCCUGGAAGGUUACUAUCAUCUCCUCCUUGUCCUUCUAAUAGCACUAUGCAUUUUGUCCACUGUGGCUGGAACUCUCCUCCCUACCAGUUUUCCUAUUGACUUGUCCAGUGGCAUUGCCAUAACUCUCCAAGGCCUCUGGUUCUAUCAGACUGCCUUCAGCUUGUAUGGCCCCAUGGUGCCAGAUGGCUGUCAGCUUAAGAAUGACCAGGUUACAUGUCGAUCAAUGGCUAGUCAGGUUCGAGGCGAAUUGCUUGCUAACUUUCAGCUCUUUGCCUUGGUUCUUGGUGUCCUUGUUGGAGUUGUGGUAUCUUAUGGUUUUGCAGCAUCCAAGUAUGGGCGUUCUGAUCUUCAAAGCUUGCAUGUGGUUCCAGAUGGGUUGGAUAAAGAUUAACCUAGGGUGCAAUGCCUGUGCAAUGUGGGAAUGAUCAUGGCAGGGGAAACUCCAAAAGCUCAUGGAUGGCUUUAAAGAUGCCAUUAUACUAAAAUAUAACGGGAGAGGAGGCAUUUUUAGUCCAAACUCUGUAAAUGGAUGACUAGGCACAAUGGAUGUAUCUCAUCAAAACCAGUAGGAGAGGAAGAAGAGAAUGACGGAUGAAUCCAUUCACAAUUUUUUUUUUGACUGCAGAGGCUUUUGUCUUGUCAACUUAUGUACAUUUUCCUUGUUAACUCUUCUUGAUGUGCGAAGGAUGCUCAGUGUAAAACAAUAAUGUGGGUGUUUUGUUAGUCCACGGGGUGUAUUUUGACAAGUAAAUGUUUGAUUUGGCUAUAUAUAAGAUGAUCAUUUUGUUAAA